UCACACGCCCCUGUCAUUUCUAAGUAGGAAGCUCACUCGCUUAGGCACGCAGUCUAUGUACAGAAUGUGACUUCUUCUUCUCAUACUAGGGAGGCUUCACGUAGCGAGAGUGAAAAUACGCAAUGUCUGCUGUGCGCGUCAGUGGCUAGAGAUGUGAAUCCUGUAAUAAGAGGAAAACUAAACACUGUGUGAGAUAAACACCGUCGUUCAUCUGCCUGUAGGUGCUGAACUCGAUGUAUAAUGUCUCGACGAGGACGUUCAAAAAAAUCCAAAGCUCACACAUUCACAGGACAGUGUGAGGGUCCAGGGGUCCAUGUGUUUCUGUUCUGGACCAAAGAGGGAGAGCGCUGCCUGUCUUACAAGGAGGGUGAGGUGACUGCUGAAGAUCUCACCAUCUUCGCAGCAAAGGCUGUGGGGAUCACUCCAGUCUGCCAUGCCUUGUUUGCUCUGUAUGACCCGGCAUCUUCAUGUUGGUACAGUCCAAAUCACAAAUUUAAUGCAGAAGACCAGUCUGGCCUUUUGUUGCAUUUCCGUAUGAGAUUUUACUUCCGAAACUGGCACGGAUUAGGUGAAAAGGAACCGGUAGUGACACGUCAUGCAUUACGGACUGGAACAGGGGCAGAGCCGGUGACGUCUCCUUUGCUGGAGAUGACCUCCCUGGAAUACCUCUUUGCUCAGGCUAAAUAUGAUUUUGUGAAUGACUUGACAUGUUUGGAUGCAGUGAGGGGAGAGGAAGAGAUCAGUCGCUUUAAGAAUGAAUGCCUAGGUUUGGCUGUGCUUCACCUCUCUUACACAGCACUGCAGAGUGGCUCUUCUCUACAGGAUGUGGCCAAGCAGACCAGCUUCCUCCAUUGCAUCCCGCAAUCCUUUUCCCGACACAUUGCCCGGAACAACGUCCUGACGAGGUUCCGUAUUCGACGUGUGUUCACGAACUUUGUGAAAACUUUCCAGCAGCACACAGUGGGCAUGGGAAAACUUGGAUCGCAAGAGGUCGUGUACAAGUAUAUAUCCACACUGGAGCGCCUGGCACCAAAUUUUGGCGUCGAGACCUUCCCUGUGUUCAAUCUUGACCUGAGAGCUGAUGGAGAUGGCAGUGGGUCGUACCUCAAUGCCUCCCGAACACAGGCUCCCUCUGAGGAAACUGGGAACGGUCAGCCUACUUAUGAGAUCAGAGUGUCUGGCUCAGCAGGCAUAUGGUGGAGGAAGACAUCAGCACAAUGGGGGAAUGACUAUAAUCCUAGUCAAAACAGAGAAGCACAGCCACCUGAUGAACAGGAAAUGGACAACUGGAGCACCUUCUGUGACUUCCCUGAGAUCUCUCAUAUUGCCAUUCAGGGCAUAAACGUCUGCAUCAGUCGGCAAGACAACAUGUCAAUGGACAUGCGUUUGGGCUCCAGUCUUCAGGCUCGCUCUCUGGUUUCACUGCUGGAUGGAUAUUUCCGCCUUACAACCGACGCGCAUCAUUAUCUUUGUCACGAAGUGGCUCCGCCCAGAGUGGUUCUCAGUGGGACCAAUGACCUGCACGGUCCCAUACUAGAUGAGUUUGUGCUCCAAAAACUGAAGAAAGAAGCAGAGGAGGGAGCGUUUAUUGUGCGCUGGAGUGUUUUGGAUUACCAUCGCAUAAUCCUGGCAUCUCUGAGUCGGACAAAGGAUGGAGAAAAUCCAACAUACAAACAGUUCAGAAUUACACAGAAGGGCUCCACGUUCAAACUGGAAGGCUGGGAUCAAGAGUUCUCCAGCAUAAAGGAGCUCACCAGUAGCUUAAAGACCUUCGUGCUGAAGUCUGGAGAAGACAGCUUCACUUUGAAAAAGUGCUGCCUGCCCAGACUAGGAGAGCUAUCAAACCUUCUCGUAAUGAGAAAGGGUGCCAACAGUAGCAUUAAAACAGUCUCUGAAGCCCUAAACCUGAGCCAGCUGCGGUUUCAUCAAAUUAAGGACAAGGAAAUUACAAAGGAGCAGCACUUGGGACGAGGGACCAGGACUAACAUUUACUCAGGCUGGCUGAAGGUUCACAGUUCACUAGAGGAUGAAGACGACGAGUCUAAUAACAAUCACCGCAACGUGAAAGGCAUCCGAGUUGUCCUUAAAAUUCUGGACCAGAGCCACAAGGAUAUAGCACUAGCAUUCUUUGAGACGGCUAGUCUCAUGAAUCAGGUGUCACACUGUCAUCUGGUCUUUGUGCAUGGAGUUUCAGUCAAGGGAUCUGAGAACAUCAUGGUGGAGGAGUUUGUGGAGUUCGGCCCAUUAGACGUGUUCCUGCACAGAGAGAAGUCACGUGUCACUCCUCAGCGGAAGUUUACUGUGGCUAAACAGCUUGCCAGCGCUCUUUGCUAUCUUGAGACAAAGCGUUUGGUCCAUGGAAAUGUCUGUGGCAAGAAUAUUCUGGUGGUCAGGAAGGGUUUGGAGGAGGGCACGUCCCCAUUUGUGAAGCUCAGUGACCCUGGCAUUUCUCUGUCGGCUCUGUCUCGUGGAGAGCGCGUGGAGCGCAUCCCGUGGAUCGCUCCGGAGUGUAUCGCUGACGGGGCCCGUGUAGGAAGCGCUGCGGACCAGUGGAGCUUCGGAGCGACUCUGCUGGAAAUCUGCAACAACGGAGAUCUUCCUAUCAGCGGCAGCACACUGCCUGAGAAAGAGCGAUUCUACGAGACACAGAGUCGCCUGGCGGUGCCGUCUUCUCAGGAGCUGGCCAGCUUUAUCAGCAUGUGUCUGACCUACGACUCCGCGGCACGGCCGUCCUUCCGGACCAUUCUGAGAGAGCUAACAGAGAUUCAGAUUAAAAAUCCAGACAUUUCAUCCGAAUGUGAGUCACUCCCAGAUAGAGACCCCAGCCUCUUUUACAAACGCUACCUGAAGAAGAUCAGGGAUCUGGGAGAGGGACAUUUUGGAAAGGUGAUGCUGUACGUCUAUGACCCUGCCAAUGAUGGAACGGGAGAAUAUGUGGCGGUGAAGGCCUUGAAACAAGAGAGUGGAAGUAACCUCCACGAUUCCUGGAUGAAGGAGAUUGAGAUACUCAAGUCACUUUACCACAACAAUAUUGUCAAAUACAAGGGGUGCUGUACUGAACUGGGUGGACAGGUGGUUCAGUUAAUCAUGGAGUAUCUUCCACUGGGAAGCCUCAGAGAGUACCUGCCUAAACAUCGGCUGGGAAUCGCACAAAGUCUCCUGUUUGCGCAGCAGAUCUGUAUGGGGAUGGACUAUCUGCACUCCAAGCGGUACAUCCACCGGGAUUUGGCUGCACGGAAUGUUUUGGUGGAGAAUGAAGGCGUGGUUAAGAUCGGUGACUUCGGCUUGACAAAGUACAUUCCCGAAGGGGAGAUCUACUAUCGUGUCCGUGAGGAUGGAGACAGCCCUGUGUUCUGGUAUGCCAUAGAGUGCCUCAAGGAGAGCAAAUUUUCCUUUGCCUCUGAUGUUUGGUCCUUUGCUGUGACCCUCUAUGAGAUUUUAACCCAUUGCAACCAUCGCCAAAGCCCCCCUUCGAAAUUCUUUGAGAUGAUGGGAUUGGUCCAUGGUCAGAUGACUGUGGUUAAACUUAUUACCCUCCUGGAGAAAAACGAGAGACUGCCGUGCCCUCGAGACUGUCCUCGUGAGGUUUAUUUACUGAUGGAGCAAUGCUGUGAUUUCAACCCUGGGCAGCGUCCAUCAUUCAAUUCCCUGGCUGAGUCUCUGAAGGACAUCCGGCGAACCUACAAACAGCAACCGUCUGUGCAGCUCGCUCAGCUCAACCAUCGCUGACCUGCUCUUUCUCUCUCUCUGUGCUGUUCUCACAGCCUGUAACCACAGCACUUCACUAUGAGCCUGACCACACUUGGCUCAUUGGGCCGUAUUUUUAGAAAAGAGGAUAUUUUUCCUCUUUUUUAUGUUCAGUUGAGGGAACCCACAUACUGUACCUCUCUUUCUACCAAAACUGUGCCGGUGUUUAUGCUAGACCCAGAGCUUGGUUCUACAAACCUCUCUUCGAACUGUUCGCCGCUUUCAGUCACUUCAGAGGUAUACAAUAACUUAACUUACUUUUGCUCUAUAGCCACCAGCUCCAGCAUCAGCACAGGUCCUCUGUCGGUGGAAAAAAGUUAACUGUGACAUUAAGUGCUCUUUAAAGCAACCGUAUGUAAGUUUUGACCUUGAAAUAAUCAGUUUUAAAAUCAUUCUGGUGGUACACUGACUUCUAAGAAGGCGAAUGUCUUCUGUUUCUUUCCCACACUCCACCGCAAACGUCUCUUCUGGGAGUAUGUAAGUUUGGUGACUUGCUUUACGGCAGCAACAAAUGCACGUGUACAGCUGUCCACUGUAAAAACUACAUUGAAUUCCUCACUUAACUGUAGGGGUCACAAAAAUACACAAAACUACAUACAGUUGCUUUAAGUCAAGUGUCUUGCUGUUGAAACCAUAAUAACCAAAGAAUGCAUGGUUGUGGACAUUAUUCAUUCUUUAUUUCAUUCCAAAUGUAAUGUAUUAUUGUGUAGAUACUCUCAGGUGUGUUUAGUUUACUUCCUCUUUCCCCAGUCCUGCUGUUAUAUAUAUAUAUAUA
Messenger RNA from Sinocyclocheilus anshuiensis, 4522 nucleotides. Its product is annotated as non-receptor tyrosine-protein kinase TYK2-like. The record is from RefSeq and is a predicted model, not a curated record. Gene Ontology annotation, cellular component: cytoskeleton; cytosol; membrane. Lineage: Eukaryota; Metazoa; Chordata; Actinopteri; Cypriniformes; Cyprinidae. Gene Ontology annotation, biological process: protein phosphorylation; cytokine-mediated signaling pathway; intracellular signal transduction. The transcript has 24 exons. Gene Ontology annotation, molecular function: ATP binding; non-membrane spanning protein tyrosine kinase activity; growth hormone receptor binding. Bases 241 to 3729 code for a protein of 1162 amino acids.